This is a messenger RNA of Triplophysa dalaica, 1419 nucleotides long. It is a transcript of the gene pnhd, whose product is annotated as pinhead. NCBI's taxonomy places the organism in Eukaryota, Metazoa, Chordata, Actinopteri, Cypriniformes, Nemacheilidae. The record is from RefSeq and is a predicted model, not a curated record. The coding region runs from base 358 to 1278 and encodes 306 amino acids. The transcript has 9 exons.
UGGCCGGAUAGAGCACCGUGUAUCCAGCUGCCUCUAUGGAUCUUGUCCUUUGAAUGCGAUGCAGAAGAAUGCGGUAAACCCCGGUCAAGGGACUGCGGCACUCCAACACCACAUUGUUCCUCAGGCUGAAUGAUAAACAUAGGAUAAUUCUGCAUCAGGACCAGACAUGUGACAUCACAGAAAGCAGGAGGUCUCGCUCUGUCUCUAUGUCUUUCUGUUAACACUAAUGGAGUCACAGAAGCGGCAGCAUUUAACCUGAAGAGGAGGUCCGUAUAAAAACCCUGAGACACGGCAGAAGUCACAGCACAAAGUGAAGAGGUGUGUGCAUGUGAGAGAGAGACACUGGAUAACAUUACUAUGGAUUUACUGCCACUGUUUCUUCUGCUCGGCGCCGUCCAUCAGACCUAUUCAGCUGCUGUAGACAGAAACCUGUUCACAGAGCGCGCAUGCUGCAGGCGCCAGAGUCACGUGAUCUACGUCGGCAGAGAUAUUUCAGGCAGUCCUGUGAAUGUGGAUGUUGGCGUGUGUAAAUCGCAUUGUGGUCAGUCAGUAUCAUUUGACACGAAUCUUCGGGCCUCCAGAUUUUCCUCAAUGCUGGAUUACCUAAGGAACAAGAAGAUGGGACGGCUGGAGCCAUCAUCAUCAUUCUCAGGGGCAGCAGACCUGUCCUGUGGUCUGAGCUCCACCUGUGAGCCUGCCGGUGUCCGUGUGGACAGAGUGAUGCUAUAUGAAGGUCUGCGUGAGGUCGAGAUCAUUCAGGACUGCCACUGUGAAGCCAGAAUGAUUCAGUGCGUACGAGCACCGGCAUUAAAGACAUACUACUCGGAGACGCCGUAUGAGACUGUUAUAGACGCUGGCAAGUGUGUGGGAGUGAAAGGAGCACCAGAGGGAUUUUCAUGCGUUCCCACAAAGUUUGAUUCCACCCUCAUUGAAACUCCAAACAAAGUGGAAUUGAUUCAGACUGUAGCUCAAUGUAAACUGAUGGAGGGCUGCUACAGAAUCCCAUAUGUUGAGUAUCACUACGAGACUACGUACAGCGAUGACGGAGUCAAGGUGGAAAGUCUCAGGGAAAUAGAUGUGGGCAGAUGUUUGGGAAGCUGCACCGCGGGGAGUUGCUGCCUUCUCAGAAGUGCAUCUCAUGCAGGGGAGUGUUUGCUUCGGGCUGAAGGUCAAGUAAACGCUUGUGUUCCACAAGACUACGAGAGUCACACUUUCCUCAGUCAACAUGGUCAAAUCCGCACAGUCCUGGCCAUCACCUCCUGUCUGUGUCAAUCUUAAACACAGUGCCCACCUCUGGAAACUGCGAUGAAUUCAGAAUUGAAUGAUUUUUCCACAAUGUUGCAUGGCGCUAAUGUCAAGGUCUUAUGGGAGGUGCGAAUGAGUUAAGGAUAUUUUAAAGGCGCGCUACAGGUAUGCAGU